CUCUCGUUGGACUAAACUCCAUUUUGGAAAAACCAGCUGUUGGAAGGAACCAGCUUCCCCCGAUCCCACAGUGGGAGGCAAACCACGGACACGCCGCCGCUCCGCUUCCUUCACCGGGAGCUUCUGUCUGACUGCCAGGGAACUUCCGCGGGGAUCCAUGGUGCGACGUUUCCAUCCUGACAAGUGGAUAACAGGAGGAGAGCAGACCGAGGUGUAAUGAGAGCGCUGGUCAUGGACAGAUGAUGGACGUGGAGACGUCGUACUCGGAUUUCAUCAACUGUGAUCGCACAGGCCGCAGGAACGCAGUGCCCGACAUCGCAGGGGAGGGGAAGGUCGGGGCGAGCACGAGCGAGCUCAGCAAAGACAUGGCGGAGAUGGAUCUGAAGGCUGCAGAAGGCGAGCCAGGGGCCUCCCCGGCUCCUGAGGCAGAGGGCUCUACAAGCCAAGAUGCCCAGGGAGGCGGAGGCCCGUCCUAAAACGGAAAAUGAUGAGCGAUGGAGAGAUUCAGACACUUGAGCUGCGGGAUGUUUGGAGCGACGGAGGGAAAAUGAAGAAGUGGAAAUAUAGCCGUCCUUCAUGGAUCUGAGGACUUUCAGUCACUGCCGGCCUGUUUGGAGCUUUCCUCGCUCCAAAUGUCGCCCACUUUUCUUUUUUUGUUGCUUUUUUGUUUCCUGGACCAGAGAAAGUAGAGAGAACCGAGUGGAAGUGGAGAACAGGAAGCUUUAAACUCUGUAUUUCCUGACGGGACGAGGAGGCACAGAAACUCUGGUUGAAUGGCUGCAGAGACGGACAGAGAUGAUUUAUAACCUGAAGCGGCGCUGCAGCCUGUAGAAGCCAACGUGUGUCAUGGAUUCACUAUCAUAUGUGUCGGGUUUUGGUUUAUCUUCACGUCUGUGUGUUUGUGACGCUCUCGUCCCCUUUUUCUUUUUUCUGGUAUCGUCUCCAUUUACUGUCGAGUACAGACUUCAUAUUUAUUGCUAAAUGUUCAGUGAUAACUUUGUGAUAGGAGAUUUUCUUUGUGUAAUAAAAUACUGAUGAAUUACUGUAA
Molecule: messenger RNA, 1048 nt
Organism: Cyprinodon variegatus (sheepshead minnow)
Lineage: Eukaryota; Metazoa; Chordata; Actinopteri; Cyprinodontiformes; Cyprinodontidae
Gene: pkig
Product: protein kinase (cAMP-dependent, catalytic) inhibitor gamma
Exons: 3
Coding region: 240-476 (78 amino acids)
Biological process (GO): negative regulation of cAMP-dependent protein kinase activity
Cellular component (GO): nucleus; cytoplasm
Molecular function (GO): cAMP-dependent protein kinase inhibitor activity
Source: RefSeq, a predicted model, not a curated record